UCAGAUCUUUUAAAUUUUUAAAUAAAUUAAAGCUUAUUCAGGAGCUUUCCGUCAUGACUCGCAAGAGCUUAUCUCUGGACAGCUCUUUUGAAGAGGUUGGGGAAUCAUCAGGCUUUACCAUUCAUGGAUUCGCCCAGAAGCAUCAGUUCAUCAUGGGUGUCAUAUUCUCAUUAAUAGCACUUGGAGUUUCCUCUGGCAUCAUUGGCCUGAUCGCGGCAACUCCUCACUCUAACACACCUUAUGGAUCGAUCGAGAGCUCCACCUCCGCCCAACCCUCGCUGUCCACCACACCGGAAACUACAAUAGCUCCAGAUGGAGAGUCGGCGCACGUCGGCAAAGUUGUCGCCCCUCUUCGCAGUGCCAUCGAUGUCUUAUUCCAUGGCAACGUAGCGGCCACAGGUGGUCACCUCAUCGAGCCUUGAUGUCCCCAGGGCUCUGUAUGCUCAAUGCUUCGUGGACCACAACACGCGAGUCCAAGUUUGAUAAUGAGGAUGUACGCUGGCGUGCAUAUUUUUGUUGUUGCGUCGUUGCAACUAACGUAGAUUCCCAAUUGCAAUACACGUGGGAGAAGAUUGCAUAAUGGCUUUGACUUGCUAUAGGUUGGUAAGACGGUUAAUAAUCUAGCGAGACUACUCAAGUUUCAAUAUUUUAUUAUUACUCAAGUUUAAAUAUUUGAGAUGCUACCAAAUACUAGUAUAAAAUUUCUUGUUUUCCCUCCAGAGCGAUAACAAUUGUUUUUAGAUUAGAGAUCAAAAAUACGAUCGCAAUACUUGGAUAUGAUCAAACGAUCAUAUCCAGGAUUGAUUUUAAGAGAGAAUAGAUACAAUGAAAACGUGAUAGCUCGUGCGAGGUCUGGCUAGAGGCUCAAUUUCAGUGCGGGAAUGCGAUAUGAUUUGACUUUUUUAUUAAAAAUAUUCAACGAAAAGAAUUUAAGA
Messenger RNA from Hyalella azteca, 935 nucleotides. RefSeq lists its product as uncharacterized. The transcript is spliced from 2 exons. The coding region runs from base 54 to 422 and encodes 122 amino acids. NCBI's taxonomy places the organism in Eukaryota, Metazoa, Arthropoda, Malacostraca, Amphipoda, Hyalellidae. The record is from RefSeq and is a predicted model, not a curated record.